AUGAGUAAUUUUCAAAGGGAAGGGUCUAUAAGGAAGGUUUUACCCGUAGAACGAAAUGAAGACUUAUUACAGGAAACCAGAGAAAAUGACAUACAAAAAUUGUAUAAAACAUACAAGCAGGAAUAUGUGAUUUUAGCUGAAUAUAAAAUGGUUCAGAACGAAAACGUACCAGGAGUAUACGUUAUACCUUCUAAAGAGUCUUCGCUACUAUGGUUCGGAGUAGUAUUUGUCAGAAAUGGUCAUUACAAAGAUGGUGUUUUCAGAUUUAAUAUAUUUUUAGAUGAAAAUUUUCCAGACUCAGAACAUCCUAAAGUAAUUUUUUACUCAAAGCUGUUUCACCCUGUGAUAAACCCAGAAACGAACGAACUCAAUCUAUUAAAAGCCUUUCCAAAAUGGUGUAAAGCAUCUCAACAUAUUUGGCAAGUCGUUAAAUUUAUCCAAUGGAUUUUUUACGAUAUGGAUAAGAGUGUCGAACAUGCCGUUAAUCUAGAAGCUGCAGAAAUGUUUAAAAAUGACACCGAAAAUUUUCAAAAACUUGCCGCCGAAAUAGUUAAGGAAAGUAAAAAUCGUUUGUAUGAUGAGCCACCUGUAGAUGAUGAGCAUUACUUAAAAUUUGAACCUUAUGUACCUGAUAUUCAUGAUAAGGUACGCAGUGAAAUGAUCAAUGGGCAAUUCGAAACGAAAUAUUCAAAGAAAGGCCUAUCAUGGGUGUUGCCGGGAAGCAAAAAAGCACUAACGAGGCCUCCCACGCCUCCCGUGGAGGAAAGCGAAUUAUGA
This is a messenger RNA of Phyllotreta striolata, 777 nucleotides long. The record is from the annotation of a GenBank genome assembly. Lineage: Eukaryota; Metazoa; Arthropoda; Insecta; Coleoptera; Chrysomelidae.